AUGCCGCCGCCGACCACUGACUGUGACGCUAUCCUGUGGCUCUUCACCCUGGCCGGUGCGGUGGAGUGGUGGGUCGCCGCUUACGGUUCGGGCAAUGCUGAGCUGCGGGACCUCACCUGGCUGUCGGUGGCGCUUGGCCUUUGGCUCGUGCCGACGGUGCUGAUGGACUCUACUUAUCUGAGACGCCGCAGUCGCCGCACCGCCCACCCCUCAGAGCUCCUGGCCCGGCGCCCUCGCAGCGGGGGAGGGCGGUCCGGCGGGUCAUAG
This is a messenger RNA of Prorocentrum cordatum, 267 nucleotides long. The record is from the annotation of a GenBank genome assembly. Lineage: Eukaryota; Dinophyceae; Prorocentrales; Prorocentraceae.